This is a messenger RNA of Trypanosoma cruzi, 855 nucleotides long. RefSeq lists its product as uncharacterized. Gene Ontology annotation, cellular component: cytosol. NCBI's taxonomy places the organism in Eukaryota, Euglenozoa, Kinetoplastea, Trypanosomatida, Trypanosomatidae. The record is from RefSeq and is a predicted model, not a curated record. Bases 1 to 855 code for a protein of 284 amino acids. The transcript has a single exon.
AUGCGCCCGGUGGUUGUGAUUUUGCUUCACGAGCCAAGUGAUACCCCUGCCUACAUGGAGGUGUACCUAACCAAGCGUGGAAUUGACUACGUCACCUACGAGUUUUGGAAGGACGAAAUGGCAAACCUGGUUCCAGCCUCCGUCAAGAACUGCAUCCGUUGUGUCAAGAGGGACGGCGAGGCGUGCCGCUUCACUCCUGUCUCCGAGACGUCCGUGGAGGGGGAAUAUUGUUGCAUUCGCGGUGUUGCCAGUUUUGGCGGCUCGAUGAGUGUCAACGACGAACUUCCACACUACGCACCAAUUCUCAGCUUAAUGCGCUCAUGCAUUGAGACGCGUACCCCUGUUAUUGGUCACUGCCUGGGAGGCCAACUCCUGUCGGUAUCCCUGGGCGGGCGCGUUGGCCCCUCCGAGCACGUUGAGGUGGGGUGGAUUGACCAGGAGGUCGUAAACACCGGCGCCUGCGGCAUAAAGGAUUGGUUCGGUGGACGAAAAGUGAUCAACGUGUUUGAAAUCCACACUGAGAGCUUCUCCAUCCCGAGAGGGGCGAGGCGGAUUGUGAGGGGCAAAUAUUGCGCCAACCAGGCAUACCAGGUUGGGGACCAAUAUGCCCUGGGGCUGCAGUUUCACCCAGAGGUGGAUGAGGAGAAGGUGAGGAGUUUGACUGCACCGAGUUUUCCGUCGCUCUACACGAGAGAGGAAAUCAUGGCCAUGGAUGAAGAGGAGUCCACACGAUUGUCUCCCGCAGCCAUGAGUCGUGAUGACAUUGAAGUGUGUCUACGUGAUGGGCGCAUCGAGCGGAACCUGCCCAUUGCAGACAGUAUUUAUGACACGUGGUGCUCGGGGUUCAUUCUGUAA